This is a messenger RNA of Cadophora gregata, 1452 nucleotides long. RefSeq lists its product as uncharacterized. The transcript is spliced from 8 exons. The record is from RefSeq and is a predicted model, not a curated record. Gene Ontology annotation, molecular function: iron ion binding; oxidoreductase activity, acting on paired donors, with incorporation or reduction of molecular oxygen; heme binding. The coding region runs from base 1 to 1452 and encodes 483 amino acids. Lineage: Eukaryota; Fungi; Ascomycota; Leotiomycetes; Helotiales; Ploettnerulaceae.
AUGGCAAAUUAUUUGUGGUUAUUGCUGUACACCCUGCUUGCAGAAAUUGCUCGACGCGUUAUCCUCGCCUUGAUAUUUGCUUACACGGGACCACUUUCUAAAAUCCCAGGGCCAGCGCUAGGUAAACUGACCGCCUUACGCUGGCGACUGCGUGUCGCAUCUGGGGAUUACUUUUACGAUCUUCCAAAGCUGUUUGAACAAUAUGGGGAUACCGUCCGUAUUGCUCCUCAGGUUGUUCUGGUGAAGGGAAAGGAUACUGCGCAGCAGAUGCUUGUUGAGAACGUAAUGAAGAAAUCGCCGAUCUACGAUGGUUUUCGACCCGAUCGCCAUCACUCGGAUGUUUUUACGGAGAGAGAUAAAGAUGUCCACAAGAGUAGACGACGAUUGUUAUCUCAUGGCUUUUCGAUCAGUUACCUCAACAAUCUGGAACCUGCCAUGAUGGAGUGCGUCGACGUGUUCCAACAAUUCCUCGAGCAGAAGUGUGAAGAGGGCAAUGGUUUCGCGGAAGUGGAUAUGUUCAACAACCUAGCCAAUGUCACAGCAGACGUUCUCACAACAACAGUCUUUGGAGAAUCCUGGAACUUGACUAAGACAAACAACACGCACCUGAAAGAGAUCUUCUCCCGACAACUCCAAAAGAUGUUUGUCCACGCGCAGUUUCCAAUCCUGAAGUAUCUACCUUUCGUUCCAAAUCCAGUGGAUCCUGAGAUUCAACGGCGACUCAACGAUAUCCUGGCGAAGAGAAGGAGCUUGGAUAAGAAGGAUGUCAAGAAGGAUCUCCUGCAGAUGUUGAUUGAGACACGGGAGAAGUAUCCUAAUGAAUACCUAGAAGGUCACAUCAAAGCAGACAUGACAUUGUUCAUGGUAGCCGGAACCGACACAUCGAGCGUCACCCUGACAUUCUGCCUCCUCCACCUCCUCAACAACCCCGAAAAACUCAAGAAGCUCGUCGCAGAACUAGACGAGGCUUUCCCAUCCCGAGACGAUCCGAUCACGUUCGAGAAGACCAACAAUCUCCCAUAUCUGAAUGCGGCGUUGAAUGAGAGUAUGCGAGUCAUGCCUGUGGCUGUUGCGUUCGGAAGACUGGCGACAGAGCCAGUGGUGGUAAAUGGCUAUGAGAUCCCACCAGGGACACAAGUAUCAAUCAACCUCGCCGAACUGGGCAAGGACCCCCAAUACUGGCCGGACCCAGAGCUUUACAUACCAGAGCGCUGGCUGGGACCGUAUAAAGGGCAUGAAGCAGAUCGAAAAGCUACCUUGCCUUUCUCUGCUGGGCCAAGGAAUUGUAUCGGGAUGCAAUUUGCUCUGAGGGAAUUGAGAUUGCUCUUGGCGAUGGUGGUGCGGAAGUUCGAACUGAGUCUUGUGCCGAAUCAAUCGCACAAGUUGAAGCUUUUCUUGGUGCCAAUUUUUGUGUCGAAGCAGUAUCUUGUUGGGAUGAAACCUCGUAACUAA